Molecule: messenger RNA, 3257 nt
Organism: Physeter macrocephalus (sperm whale)
Lineage: Eukaryota; Metazoa; Chordata; Mammalia; Artiodactyla; Physeteridae
Gene: SLC46A1
Product: solute carrier family 46 member 1
Exons: 5
Coding region: 11-1390 (459 amino acids)
Biological process (GO): transmembrane transport
Cellular component (GO): plasma membrane
Molecular function (GO): transmembrane transporter activity
Source: RefSeq, a predicted model, not a curated record
GUGCGCAAGUAUGGAGGGGCGCGCGAACUCCCGGGGCGAGCCCCGCGCUUGGCCCGCCGGGUCCGUGCUGUGCCGCGGCUGCGUGGAGCCAAUCAUCUUCCUUGCCAACUUCGCCUUGGUCCUGCAGGGCCCGAUCACCACGCAGUACCUGUGGCACCGCUUCAGUGCCGACCUUGGCUACAACGGCACUCGUGACAGGGGCAGCUGCAGCAACCAUAGCGUGGACCCCACCGCGCAGGAAGUGGAGACGCUUACCUCCCACUGGACCCUCUACAUGAACAUGGGCGGCUUCCUGGUGGGACUCUUCUCGUCCACCCUGCUGGGCGCCUGGAGUGACUGUGUGGGCCGCCGCCCGCUGCUGGUGCUGGCCUCCCUCGGCCUGCUGCUUCAGACCGUGCUGUCCAUCUUUGUGGUACAGCUGCAGCUCCACGUUGGCUACUUCGUGCUGGGCCGCAUCCUUUGUGCCCUCCUCGGCGAUUUCAGUGGCCUCCUGGCUGCUGGCUUUGCCUCCGUGGCAGAUGUCAGCUCCAGCCGCACCCGUACCAUCCGAAUGGCCCUGCUGGAAGCGUGCAUCGGGGUGGCGGGGAUGCUGGCGAGUCUCAUUGGUGGCAACUGGCUCCAGGAGCAGGGUUAUGCCAACCCCUUCUGGCUGGCCUUGGCCUUGCUGAUUGCCAUGACUCUCUAUGCAGCAUUCUGCUUUGGUGAGACAGUGAAAGAGCCGACACCUGCCCGGCUCUUCACACUCCGUCACCACCGAUCCAUCGUCCAGCUCUACGUGACCCAGGCCCCGGAGAAGUCCAGGAAGCACUUAGCCCUGUACUCGUUGGCCAUCUUCGUGGUGAUCACUGUGCACCUUGGGGCCCAGGACAUCCUGACCCUCUAUGAGCUGAGCACACCCCUCUGCUGGGACUCUAGGCUGAUUGGCUACGGUUCUGCGGCUCAGCAACUCCCAUACCUCACCAGCCUGCUGGGCCUGAGGCUUCUGCAGUACUGCCUGGCCGAUGCCUGGGUGGCUGAGAUCGGUCUGGCCUUCAACAUCAUGGGGAUGGUGGUCUUUGCAUUUGCUACCAUUACACCCCUCAUGUUCACAGGGUACGGGCUCCUCUUCCUGUCGUUGGUCGUCACGCCUGUCAUCCGGGCCAAGCUCUCCAGGCUGGUGAGAAAGUCAGAGCAGGGCGCUCUCUUUUCUGCUGUGGCCUGUGUGAAUGGCUUGGCCAUGCUGACAGCCUCCGGCAUCUUCAACUCGCUCUACCCAGCCACGCUGAACUUCAUGAAGGGCUUCCCUUUCCUCCUGGGAGCUGGCCUCCUCUUCAUCCCGGCCGUCCUGAUUGGGAUACUGGAAAGGGCUAAUCAUUGCCCUGAAUUCCAGCAGUUUUCCCAGAGCCCCUGAUCUGCCUGGACCAGAGGACAUGGGGCGAGAGGAGCAACGGGGGCGCUAACCAACCGGAAGUAUAUGCCUCUGGAUCCCAGUCCUCAGCGGCAGCGGCAGCUCCCCGCAAAGGGCAGUGUUCACCUUGGACCAGGUGGUCAGGCUAGACCAAGGCCCCCACCUCAUCCACGCCGUGCCUGCCUGUGAUUCUAGGAUCUGGAAUUGUAACCCAGACAGUCCCACUCAGGGCAGGCGGUGUGGGAGCCAUUCGGAACAGGGAUCUGUUUACCCUUUAGUCCCUCAAUCACAUAGAACCCUCCAGGGGAGAGGAGAGGUCCUGAUGGAGGGACCGGUUGAAGCAUGAGGGCUGUUAGCACCUCUGCUUCCCACCCAAACUGUGCAGUUCACAGCGCUCAGUUCACGGCCACGCAGCUACCAGUCACUCCUCAGUGAUGAAUAUGGUACCACUGGUCAGUGCCAGCUCUGGGGGGAGGGAGGGUUAUGGGAGGGACUUGGUGCCACCUGGAGGGAGAGUGCUGCUCUCUCUGCGUGGGAAUCAAUCCCCUGGGCUUAGCAGUGCCAAUCAUAAUAAGAAGUCAGUAUAAUCACCCUGGAAUGAACCUUCCGGCCCCCAAGGCAUUGGGCUGUGGGGCCUUCUGCUUUCCUGUUCCUAGUUUGCCCACCGUAGGUCAGACAGCAGUGGCUGCUGGAAGGGACAGGGGCCCCUGAGUUGCCAUGGGAUUGGUACUGGGCGUGGCCAGCUCAGGCCUCAUCUGACUGCCCAUUCUCUCCUCCGGAGCUGCUGGGAGGCGAAGGGCUGCCACGCUUGCAUCAGGUCAGCAGAGAAGCUCCAGGCAGAGCCCUGGCCACUCAUUCUUCAGGGUCAGAGAUCUACUCCCUGAAGACUCCUUGCCCUGGUCUUCCCGGCUACACCAAACCAAGCAGAAUCAGUUUUUGUUACCACUCAGCCCUCUAACACCUCCCACUGCUGGGCAUUUCAGCAGGGCCAUGUGCCGACACCAUCCCUCGAGCAUCUGUAGCUCAACAGGAACCUGGAGAUGGGCCCGACUCCCCAGAGAAUGAGGGGCCCAUUUCUAGGGCGUUAGGAAAGCCUGGACCUGAAGUUGAAAGGCAGAAUGGGAUUUGGCAUUAAGGCACUGGCUUUGAUGAGGGCCAUAAGCCCCCAAACAAAUCAGAUGACACUGACUCUUCAAAACAGAAUUGGCCACAGGGCAUGGCCCCCUGCUGGUAUUUCUACCCUCACUCUCUCUCACCUGCCCUGCUAGCCAGUUUUCUGGCUAGAAAUCACGCAGGUAAAAUGGGGGUGGCCCAGGGCAGACUAGGGUCAGCUGUGGCCCUCUGUAGCCUGGGCCUGUUUCCAGAGUCCCAUCUCACUGUCCCGUGUCAUUGGGAGAUCAAGCAAGGAGAGCCCCCCUCCGCUGACUGUCCCAGCAGUGAGGAUGGUGGGGAAGAGGCUCUGGGCUGGCCUCAGGCCCAGGCUCUACUCCGGGCAUUGCCUCUGGUUCGUGUGUGGCCUUGAGCAAGGCCCUCUAUGAAGGGUUAGAUCAGCAAUGCCUCUAAUUGUCUGAUCAUGGUUGGACAAGUUAGGAAACACUAGAUUAAAUACUGUUUUAAGAUACUUCCUAUCUCAUACAUUCUAGAAUGGAAUGCCUCUAUUCAUGGACCUAGGGGAAGGAUAAAUGAGUUGGAGCUGGACUUUUGACUUUUGAGUGUUUCUUGGUCAUGAGCAAUUCUUGGUCUUGGAGAGGGGUGGCGUGAGGCUGACUCAGCCCCGACCUGGGAGCAGUAGCUACAGCCCAGCCAAGCAGAAAACCCUGACCCCGCAGACCAGGCUGCAAUGUCAGAGCAGGCUGGGGGGAUGGGUGGU